Protopolystoma xenopodis is the source of this 234-nucleotide messenger RNA. NCBI's taxonomy places the organism in Eukaryota, Metazoa, Platyhelminthes, Monogenea, Polystomatidea, Polystomatidae. The record is from the annotation of a GenBank genome assembly.
AUGGACUGUGAAGAUCUCGGAACGGUGGAUUACAUGAAAUGGCACAAAAUGCUGUUGCGCUACUGCCAGCCACAGCGGAUCCUCAACUCCGUCAUGAAUAGACAUGCAUUCAUCUUCUACAUCAACCCAACGGAGUACCUUAAACAAGAGCAAGUUGAAAAAUUUGUUGGUAUUUCUUCUUCACAGACUCUCGGUGCACUUCAAACCAAACCUGGGGGAUGUGAAGCUCAUUAA